UUGGAAAAGUGUCGAGCACAGGCACUUAAUCCUGCAACAACCACAGAAUUCUUCAAGUUACUUAAGGAGAUAUCAGAGAAGUACGACAUUGCACAGGAGAAUAUCUACAAUAUGGACGAAAAGGGGAUACAGUUGGGGAUAGGGAAACGUGUCCUGGCAUUGGUUGAUCGCGACCAAAAGGAAGUU
Molecule: messenger RNA, 186 nt
Organism: Desarmillaria tabescens
Lineage: Eukaryota; Fungi; Basidiomycota; Agaricomycetes; Agaricales; Physalacriaceae
Exons: 1
Source: RefSeq, a predicted model, not a curated record